ACGAUCCAUUUGAAGAAAGACGUCGGACCUUCGUCCCUCAGCUAGUCACCUCCUUACACCCCCCUUUCUUAUCCCUCCAGUUCGAGUGUUAAUUGGGCUUUUUCCGUAUUUGGGUGGCUUGCAUGCCGCUGCUGCUGGUGCUGGCAGACGUCAUUCGGCGCGUUUUCCCUUCCCCUCCCCUUCCCUCGCCUCCAGCCUUUGCCUGGGAACGAACUGAAGAGGCCACUUCAGAGCUCCUUUUCCUAGUCCUGCGGCAGCCCGGAGAAGAAGAAACGAGAGCUCCGGUGCCUCGAUUGCCGGGCCAGGCGCGGGAAACGUUCGCUUCUUGCUCCGGCGGCCCUUGCUGUGUACAGCUUUGAUUUGAGAAGAACCACCUUGGGAGGCAGCGCGGUGGACUUGGCCCAGUUCUCUAGCGGCAGGCAGGCAAGACCCCUCCGGCUUGCUCGUGCCCUUGCGGUACAGAGAGAAUCAACAGAACUCUCGCCUACCACCGCCAGCCGCUGCCUUUAGGAAAAUCGACACCCCCCCCUCAGCUUCUCUCCCAGGAAAAUGGAUUCCCUUUUAAAGUGACUCUCCCGUGGGCUGCGGAGGGGCAGGCUUGGAGCUGGGCCGAGUUGAGUGGCUCUCCUUGCCAGCAAAGGGGUGUGUGUGUGUCGCGCACAGGACAGACCAGUUUGGCCCGGAGGGGGUCUAAAAUAAACACAGCAAGUACACACGUGUUAAGGGGUGGGAGGUGGAGAGAAAGGAACCCAGAAUCCUCUCAGCCUGGCUUCCAGAAGAGCGAAUAUUCUCCUCGAUCCGAUUCAGGGGCAACGCCAACGCUUUUGGGGGUGGGGAUAAUUACCCCCCCCGGCAUUCGCUCUAACUCCUGUUUCUUUGCUUCGAUCCCUUAGCUUGGUGCUGAUCUCCUGGAUCAAGGAUCCAUUUGACCCGAAUUAGGGUGGUGAGGCGGAAGAGAUCCCCCUCCCCCAAUCGCAACCUAUUUCUUUGACCUUGAUUUGAAGGCUGCGCUUUUGCCACCACGGGAGGGGGAAGAAUUAAGCCCUAAGGAAGACUCUCCGAUGUUCUCGGAGACCGAAGACCAUCUCGCCUGUCCAAGGCAGCCGACAUCCCCGCCGCUUUAAAGGGUUUGUUGUUCUCUUCCCGGCGUGAGAGACGCAAGAGUUAAGCCGUCGCCACCGCGCCGCCCUCCACCGGACUCUGGGGCCGGUUCUGCCCCUCGGAAAGCAGCCCCCGCGGAGUCAAAGUCCAUGCUCGUGGCCACCCAGCAGCCUCGCGGGGUCUACUAUGCCAGUGCCAUCCUCCUCGUUGCCUUGCAAGAGCCGCGAUGAAGGAGAAGUCCAAAAAUGCCGCGAAAACGCGGAGGGAAAAGGAAAAUGGCGAGUUCUAUGAGCUGGCCAAGCUGCUGCCUUUGCCCUCGGCCAUCACCUCCCAGCUGGACAAGGCGUCCAUCAUCCGCCUCACCACCAGCUACCUCAAAAUGAGAGCUGUCUUCCCGGAAGGUUUGGGAGAUGCCUGGGGACAGCCGAGCAGAUUGGGCCCCUUGGAUAAUGUCGCGAAGGAGCUGGGCUCGCAUUUGCUUCAGACUCUGGAUGGGUUUGUUUUUGUGGUAGCAUCUGAUGGCAAAAUAAUGUAUAUCUCAGAAACAGCUUCUGUUCAUCUAGGUUUAUCCCAGGUGGAACUCACAGGUAAUAGCAUUUAUGAAUAUAUACAUCCAUCAGACCAUGAUGAAAUGACAGCAGUCCUAACAGCUCACCAGCCUCUUCACCCUCAUCUCUUACAAGAGUAUGAAAUAGAGAGAUCUUUUUUCCUGCGAAUGAAGUGUGUCUUGGCCAAACGGAAUGCAGGACUAACAUGUAGUGGUUACAAGGUUAUCCACUGCAGUGGCUAUUUGAAGAUACGGCAGUACAUGUUGGAUAUGUCUUUGUAUGAUACCUGUUACCAAAUUGUGGGCCUGGUUGCUGUAGGUCAGUCAUUACCUCCCAGUGCAAUCACUGAGAUCAAACUUCAUAGUAAUAUGUUUAUGUUCAGAGCAAGCCUGGACUUAAAACUAAUAUUUCUAGAUUCCAGAGUUACUGAAUUAACUGGAUAUGAGCCACAGGACCUGAUAGAGAAAACUCUCUACCACCACGUGCAUGGAUGUGAUGUAUUUCAUUUACGAUAUGCUCACCAUCUCUUGUUGGUGAAAGGACAAGUCACAACCAAGUACUAUCGGUUGCUGUCCAAGAACGGUGGCUGGGUUUGGGUCCAGAGUUAUGCCACCAUUGUACACAAUAGCCGCUCAUCACGACCUCACUGCAUAGUGAGUGUUAAUUAUGUCCUAACAGACAUAGAAUAUAAGGAACUUCCAUUAUCAUUGGACCAGGUCACCAUUUCUAAAUCACAGUUUUCAUGCAGAAACUCAGUGUCUACCUCACAAGAAACAAGAAAAGCAACAAAACCUAGAAGUAAUAAAAUGAAGACAAAAUUCAGAACACCACCAUAUCCACAGCAGCAGUACAGCUCCUUCCAGACAGACAAACUGGAAUGUGGCCAGGUUGGAAGCUGGAGAUCCAACUCCACAGCAAAUUCUGCCACCAUUCAAGAACAAACCUUCCAUUCAGAAAACAGCGAACUUUUGUAUACCCCACCGUACAGCUUACCUUUUUCAUACCAUUAUGGACACUUCCCUGUAGACCCUCAUGUAUUCAGUAGCAAAAAACAAAUGCUGCCUUCUAAAUUUGGGCAGUCUCAAGGAACACCUUGCGAAGUAGCUCGAUUUUUCUUAAGUACAUUGCAGACAAGUGGAGAGUGCCAAUGGCACUAUGCCAAUUCUCUUGUUCCAGGCAGCCAGUCACCAUCUAAAAGUCCUUCUGAUCAGUCAGCAAGCAGUGUACGCCAUAAUCUCUUACAGGGCUAUGAAGUGCCACUACCAAAUAGAAGAUACAGCCAAGAAGGUACAUCUGACAGUUUUGCAAGCUGUGGCACCCUCGCAUCAAACAGCCGAUAUAAAGAAGAGAGCUAUGAUUCAAGCAUUAUUAAGCACAGCAAAAUGGAAAGCAGGCUAUAUCCAGCACAUCAUCUCAUUAAAGAAGAGAAUAAGCUAAUUUUCAACAGAGGCUUACAAGAAAAAAUUAACAUUAGUGAAAAGCCCUUUUCGAACUCUUUAGCUAACUCCUUUUUGUCAAAAUCAGAAUGUUUCCAAGCAAAAUCUAUUGGACAGUUAAGCCAUCUUCUCCCAGUUCCAACAGUAUAUGAACAAACAAGAAGAAUUUGUAUGAAAGAACCAAAAUAUGAGCACACUGCCCAUCAUGCCACAAAUCUAGGUGAACAGGAAACUGAUGACAGACUGACAGGAAAGUUUGACCAUGACUCUGAAAAUGAUCACACGAUGGAUGUUAGGCAUGCAGGGCAAGUUCCAUUUGUACUUCUGAACUACCACCGGGUUUUAGCCAAGCAUGGCACAUUUCAAACCUCUUCAUGUACUGCCACAGGACAUGUAGCAGAAAAUUAUGGACACAGUUCUGAAGAAGUAAAUAUGUUUUACAAAAGCCAAAGUCCCUCAUCUGCCUCUUCCCCUGAGAUUCACAAAGAGCCUGCACUUCCCCAGUAUAUUGGAACUUCUGUCAUAAUAGCCAAUGGAAGGUGACAGUACUAGAAAGCUGUGGGUUUUUUUAAAAUUUAAAAAAUAAGGCAAACUGGAAUAGUUCCCCAAAAGCAUGAGAAUACAUGGUUGCACUUAGCGAGUAUGGUUUAAGAUCAGUGAGACAGAAACUUGCAUGCAUUCUUGGCAAACUAUGUGUUCCAGAACCUUCAAGAUCAGGAAAAAAAUCUAGCUUCAGUGCUUUGUUAUCAAGUAAUCUUUGCAGUUGACUCUGCAAGUUAGAAGCCAUGUAACAGAUCAUAUUUUUGUCAUUUUUACAGUGUACAAGUUAAAUUAUAAGAGUUUAUGUGCUGGUACAAAUAGUUACUUAAAUACAAUUCCACAAUUAUUUGAAAGCUGUAGAUCACUUGACAACUCAACAGUCUAGUAGGAGACAGUAAUUACCAGUUACUUGUGACAGUCUCUGUUAAACUGCUUUCAAAUGCAUUACCUUGGGAACGUGUGUUUAGGUUUUAAUCCCUGAAAUUAAACCAUUAAUUUUGAUUAAUCUGGCUUUGAUAUAUUUUACCAAGGCAGUCAAGAAUUGCUAGGCUGCAUGACUACUAUGCAUCUUUAGACAAUGAAAAUCAGCUAGCCCAAUAAGCUUGGAAAUACCUACCAAAGAACUGAUGAUAGUUAUACUGCAGGAAAAAAAUCAAAGCAUCUCUUUGAAAAUAAUAUGAAACAUAAUUUUAACCAAAAUUGUAUUUGUUGCCAGCCAAGAAGGCAGUGAAGCUGUGCCCUCUUCAUUUUACUCCGGCAAUGAGACUUGGAAUCUUUUCAGUUUCAACAUAUUUUCUGUUUAGCAGGUUUAUAUUUUUAGCCCAGCAAGUUAUAGCACUUUUUUGGUUAAGAUAUAAUAAAAUGCAUUCAGCUCUAAUUAUUAGAUGAGAAUUCUCAGGCACUUAAAUUUAAUUUUGCAUUUUUAGUAGGGCGCAUAGUAUAUUGAUUUUUGCCUUUGUAAUGUUGAAUCUGGAAAGUAAGAGAACCCAUAUACUUGCAAAGAUUUUAUACCAUAAAUAUAUAGCUACUACUCUGUUCCAGACCUCUUUGGGUGCUCUAAUAAAAUCAAAGCAAUAGCACAAAAGAAUACACAUGCAGAACUGCUCCCACUAUUGAAUUAAAUGGGGAAGCCCUUGUAUACAUGUGGUGGUACAUAUAUCCAUUAGGGUUCUUUUGCACACAGGGAGCUACUGGAAUGUGGUGGUUGUCAUCUCAGCAUAACUAAUGAACCACACAUCACCUUACUCUUGAUAAUAUGACAAAAGGCUCCCUAAUAUGUAAAAGUAUAUGUAUAAUACAUGUUAGCAUUCAAGAUGAUUUAACACUGGAGUAUAUUUUAAUUUGCAUUGACUAGCUCUUAGCUUUGCUGAAGGCUGAGCUAAUUAAAAAGCUUCUAAAACGAACUUUCAUUAGGGGCAUGGAGGAAGGUCUGUGCCCCAGAACAUAAAUGACAGUUUUGCCAUUGUCUUGAGCGCAGACAGAACCAAUUUAAGAAUUUUUCUCCAGAAAAUUACAUCGAAUGUAUCUUGUGCAAUAUGGAAAACAAUUACAUUGAUUGCAUCUUUCCAAGUGUCAAAUUGCAAGCUAAUAAAAUAUACAGUUUCUUAAAACAUUUUUUCCUGCAUUUAGAUAUAGCAAUACAAUCCAUUACCUUGUCUAGUUUUAUAAGUAUUUGUUAUUACAAGGAAAUAAACUUUUUAAAAGUAA
Rhineura floridana is the source of this 5332-nucleotide messenger RNA. RefSeq names its product SIM bHLH transcription factor 2 (gene SIM2). The record is from RefSeq and is a predicted model, not a curated record. Gene Ontology annotation, molecular function: DNA-binding transcription factor activity, RNA polymerase II-specific; protein dimerization activity; RNA polymerase II transcription regulatory region sequence-specific DNA binding. The transcript is spliced from 11 exons. The coding region runs from base 1328 to 3628 and encodes 766 amino acids. NCBI's taxonomy places the organism in Eukaryota, Metazoa, Chordata, Lepidosauria, Squamata, Rhineuridae. Gene Ontology annotation, biological process: regulation of transcription by RNA polymerase II.